AAAUAGGAAUAAAUACAUAAUUAAAAUCCAUGUUAUUAUAUACAUAUUUGAAGCUGUAUUAUGUGUAUGAACACAUUUGCAGUCACAGUUAUUCCUUAAAUAUAUUGAAUUAAACUCUACGUGUACCGAGAUUAAUGGAAAUACCUAUCGUGGAAAGAGCUCAAUUGUGAGCGAAGGGCAACUGUUUCUACACGGACUGCAAUGAACGGUGCAGUAAUAGGCGGGACUUGAUUUUGAUCGACAUGUUGUAAACGAAUAGGAACCUGGAAACUGUCGUCAUGAAAACAGCGACAACUAAUCACAAGAGGGAGUUAACCGGUAGUAAAGAAAGGCAUGGGUGUGUUAUUGAAGCUUUUAGGUUAAACGUGACACUUUGUGUGGUUACUAAGUGUCCACGCCAAGAAACCCGACAGGAUGUUCACUGGUUCCAUAUUAGUUUUAUUAGGAAAACAAACCUAUGAAAAUCAGUAGUUUGCACAAGGACGGCGCAAGUUUAACAUGUCAAAUAUUUGACUUGAUAACAGUGUAAAAUGUUUCAGAUGUUCUGUCGUGGGAUAUUGAGCUCUGCCGUCCACUCACGUAAAGUCAGCAGAGGUCAUCUGUCCUGGAGACUCCAGUCCACCUGUGAAGCAUUUCCAGCUGGACUAGCUGAUGCCGACACCAUCUUUGCCCUGUCCUCAGGUCAUGGCAGAUGUGGCGUGGCAGUGGUGCGGGUCAGUGGUCCAGCUUCGGCUACUGCACUGAAAUGUAUGGCUGGGCUCAAACGUAACCUGCCUCCUCCUCGCACUGCCCUGUUACGGAGCAUCACAGACCCUAAAGGCAAAGAAGUCUUGGACCGAGGACUUGUUCUCUGGUUCCCAGGUCCUCACAGUUUCACAGGAGAGGACAGUGUGGAGCUCCACAUUCAUGGUGGUACUGCUGUUGUCACUGCUGUUCUUCAGGCUCUAGGAAGCAUGUCUGGCAUGAGGCCUGCUGAAGCAGGAGAGUUCACGCGAAGGGCCUUUCAAGCAGGAAAGCUGGACCUGACAGAGGUGGAAGGACUGGCAGACCUGAUCCACGCUGAGACGGAGGCUCAGAGAAGACAGGCUCUCAGACAGAUGUCAGGAGAACUCGGACAGCUCUAUCAGAACUGGAGCCACAGACUGAAACAGUGUCUAGCUCAUGUUGAGGCCUUCAUCGACUUCAGUGAAGACGAACUGAUCGAGGAUGGGAUCUUGAGCCAAGUGGACACAUCAGUGUACAGUUUACUAACAGAGAUGGAUCAACACCUGAAAGAUCAGAGGAAGGGGGAGCGGCUUCGCAGUGGAGUUCAGGUGGUCAUCGCCGGAGCCACCAACGCAGGGAAAAGUAGUCUGCUGAACACACUGUGCCAAAGACCUGCCGCCAUCGUGUCUCCUGUUGCUGGCACCACGAGGGAUGUAGUCGAGACGGCACUGGACAUCGGUGGCUUCCCCGUCCUGUUGAGUGACACAGCGGGUCUCCGGAACAGUCCAGACGCCAUAGAAAGAGAGGGAGUUCGACGAGCUCGAGAGAGACUGGAUCAGGCAGAUCUGACCCUUGUGGUUGUGGACUGUGUGGAACUCCCUAGAGAUCCUCGACAGGCUGCAGCCCACCUGAAGGAACACCUCAACAGUGUGCUGCCCACCAGAGAGCAGCGUCAGGCAGACCGAUGCCUCGUUGUGCUGAAUAAAACAGACCUACUACCUGAAGGUGAGAGACAGCAGCUGGACAGAGAGGUGAGACAGGUCUCUGGACUCCCUCCUGUCUGUCUGAUCUCCUGUCACACCACUGAAGGGUUACAGCUGUUCCUCACACAGCUGCAGAGCAACCUUAAAACUCUGUGUGGAAAUCCCCAGUCCGACGCCCCCACCCUGACCCAGGCCCGACACACGGCCUCCCCGCCACAAUACUUCUGCAUCGGAAAAUAA
This is a messenger RNA of Cynoglossus semilaevis (tongue sole), 1928 nucleotides long. It is a transcript of the gene gtpbp3, whose product is annotated as GTP binding protein 3, mitochondrial. Bases 531 to 1928 code for a protein of 465 amino acids. The transcript has 12 exons. Gene Ontology annotation, cellular component: cytoplasm; mitochondrion. Lineage: Eukaryota; Metazoa; Chordata; Actinopteri; Pleuronectiformes; Cynoglossidae. Gene Ontology annotation, biological process: tRNA methylation; tRNA wobble uridine modification. The record is from RefSeq and is a predicted model, not a curated record. Gene Ontology annotation, molecular function: GTPase activity; protein binding; GTP binding.